AUGCGUCUCAUCAUCCGUGAAGGCGCCGACACGACAGCGGAGUAUGUCGCUGAAUACAUCAUUGAACGCAUCAAUACAUUUUCGCCUACAGCAGCGAAUCCCUUCGUCUUAGGCCUGCCGACUGGAAGUAGCCCAAUUCCGGUAUACCGCGCGCUAGUCGUUGCUCACAAAAUGGCACGUGUAUCCUUCCGCCAUGUUGUCACGUUCAACAUGGAUGAGUACGUUGGCCUCCCAAGAGAACAUCCCGAAUCAUACCAUUCAUUCAUGCACACAUACCUUUUCAACCACAUCGACAUCGAUCUAUCAAAUAUAAACAUGCUCGAUGGAAAUGCAAUCAAUCUGCAACAAGAAUGCGCCAUGUACGAGGCCAAAAUUAAGAAAUAUGGUGGCAUCCAGCUGUUCCUUGGUGGCGUGGGAAGCGAUGGCCACAUUGCGUUCAACGAGCCGGGAUCAAGCCUAUCAAGCCGCACUCGACUCAAGUCCUUGGCGUACGAGACAAUGCUAGCGAACGCUAGGUUCUUCGAUGGGAAUAUGAGCAUGGUCCCUCGUAUGGCUCUUACGGUUGGGGUGCAGACGAUUAUGGACGCAAAGGAGGUCGUCAUAAUUGCUACAGGAACCACCAAGGCACUCGCUAUCCAGUCCGCGAUUGAAGGAGGGGUAAAUCAUAUGCACACACUUUCCUGUCUGCAGCUGCAUCCAUGCAGUCUGCUUGUUGUUGAUGAGGAUGCUACCAUGGAAUUGAAAGUCAAGACCGUUGCCGUGAGUGAUAGAUUUAAAAUGCUUAUGGGCUCUUCUCUGACAUGA
Messenger RNA from Aaosphaeria arxii CBS 175.79, 804 nucleotides. RefSeq names its product putative glucosamine-6-phosphate isomerase. The coding region runs from base 1 to 804 and encodes 267 amino acids. Gene Ontology annotation, molecular function: identical protein binding; glucosamine-6-phosphate deaminase activity. The record is from RefSeq and is a predicted model, not a curated record. The transcript has a single exon. Lineage: Eukaryota; Fungi; Ascomycota; Dothideomycetes; Pleosporales. Gene Ontology annotation, biological process: D-glucosamine catabolic process; N-acetylneuraminate catabolic process; N-acetylglucosamine catabolic process. Gene Ontology annotation, cellular component: cytoplasm.